This is a messenger RNA of Trypanosoma rangeli, 1236 nucleotides long. RefSeq names its product leishmanolysin. Gene Ontology annotation, biological process: cell adhesion; proteolysis. The transcript has a single exon. Gene Ontology annotation, cellular component: cytoplasm; membrane. The coding region runs from base 1 to 1236 and encodes 411 amino acids. Lineage: Eukaryota; Euglenozoa; Kinetoplastea; Trypanosomatida; Trypanosomatidae. The record is from RefSeq and is a predicted model, not a curated record. Gene Ontology annotation, molecular function: metalloendopeptidase activity.
AUGCUCUCCCAGGUCUCCAAUGUGCGCGGGAAGAAGGAGGUGUGGGUGAUUUCUUCACCGAAAGUGAAGGAGCUGGCGAGGAAGUACUACAACUGCCCCACACUUGAGGGCAUGGAGCUGGAGGACAUAGGUGAUAAAAGGGCGGUGCUGAGCCACUGGAAGGAACGCAACGCACGGGGUGAGUUGAUGGCUCCUACGUUCCCGUCUAUACAUUACUCGGCAUUGACGCUUGCGGCAUUUGAGGACAUGGGUGUGUACAAGGCUAACUACGACAUGGCGGAGCCGUCGUGGUGGGGCAACAACUCUGGUUGCGGGCUGCUGAAAAAUAAGUGCUUGACCAACGGCCGCACCGACUACCCUGAGUUGUUCUGUAAACAUAUCCGUAAUAAACAAAUGCCGACCUGCACGCAUGAUCGUCUUUAUGUGGGGGCGUGUGAGAUACGGACUUACUCAAAACCCCUUCUACCGCAGUUUCAGUACUUUGAUAACCCCACACUUGGAGGUGAUUUGGAAAUGAUGGAAUACUGUCCGCGUAUGGUGAAGCGUCGGGACACUGGGUGUACCAACGGCAAGAAUUAUGUGAUCGUUGGAAGCUUCAUUGGCCCGAACUCACGGUGCGUAAAUGGUGAGGAGCUUCUUUAUGAUUACCAAGAGAUUGGCGAUGUGUGCGUGAACACGCAGUGCAGUGGGGGUAAUCUGAGGGUGCAGUUCCUUGGCGACGACACGUGGCACGACUGCAAUGAGGGCGAGAUGGUUGCGCCGUCGGGGGGCAAAUGGAGCGGGGGGAGCAUCCGGUGCCCCAAAUAUGCCGACGUGUGCACGCCCUUCCUCAACACCAGCGCCCUCCCAAUACCAGUCGUUGCCCCGCCACUGGCGGAGAAGCCAAACCCUGCAGACACAAAUGAUGAAUCAGGCGGCACCCAUCCUAAGCCCAAUGCUUUGCCCUCAACGUAUCGGUUGCACAACACCAACCCGGAACGCAACCCAACCAACAUGCGUCGCGAUCCCGGUGCUUCGCCCUCAAUGUAUCGGUCGCACAAUACAAACCCGAAACGCAACCCAACCAGCAUGCGUGGUGAGGUUACUCCGAACCCGUAUGGGAAAAGCAGCGUUGGAGGAAACGGGAAUCGCGGAGGGAAAGAAUUCGGACUCGGUGACACUUCAGUUGUUGCUGUUGGUCUCAGUUCCCUUGCGGUUCUCGCCGUGGCCGUCGCCGUGGUGAUGGCGCCUCUUUGA